Arabidopsis lyrata subsp. lyrata is the source of this 1023-nucleotide messenger RNA. RefSeq names its product histone H3-like 2. The record is from RefSeq and is a predicted model, not a curated record. Lineage: Eukaryota; Viridiplantae; Streptophyta; Magnoliopsida; Brassicales; Brassicaceae. Gene Ontology annotation, molecular function: structural constituent of chromatin; protein heterodimerization activity; DNA binding. Bases 432 to 848 code for a protein of 138 amino acids. Gene Ontology annotation, cellular component: nucleosome. The transcript is spliced from 4 exons.
CUCUAUACUAUAGAGUUGACCAUUUUAAUUCUCAGUUAAGGCAAAAAGAUUCCAUUUUAGGCCUUUAAUUUUUUUUAUCAUUUUACCAAAUUCACCUGAGAAAAUUUGAUAAGCCCACUGGCCCAGAGCGAGAGAAAAACCCAUUAGUAACCACGUCAUCUAUCCAACGCACUAGUCAACCAAUAAAAAUUGACUAUAAGGAUCUCCACGUCAGCCCUCUAUUACAAAAAUUCGAAAAUUGGAAUAUCAAAUAACCGUCUUUUUUAAUAAUUAAAAAGCACAUCAAAAAUGAAAAAAAAAAAACCGCUAUAACAUGACGGACACUAUAUAAGUGAAAUCUCAUAUACGUUGUACCCAUUAUAACUCUCGCAAACAAAAGAAACUGUCGCAAGUUAUUGACGGUUAUCAUCAUCAUCCUCUCGAAGAAAUUAAUGGCUCGUACGAAGCAAACUGCGAGGAAAUCUACUGGUGGAAAAGGUCCAAGGAAAGAACUCGCUACCAAGGCGGCGAGGAAAACUGUUAGAAGACCGUACCGCGGUGGUGUCAAGAGGGCUCACCGUUUCCGUCCUGGAACCGUCGCUCUUCGUGAGAUUCGCAAAUACCAGAAGAGUACCGACUUGCUAAUCCGUAAAUUGCCUUUCCAACGUCUUGUUCGUGAAAUCGCUCAAGAUCAUAAGGUGGAUUUAAGGUUCCAAAGCCAUGCGGUACUCGCACUUCAAGAGGCAGCCGAAGCAUACUUGGUGGGUUUGUUCGAAGACACGAAUCUGUGUGCGAUCCACGCCAAAAGGGUUACGAUCAUGCCCAGGGACAUUCAGUUGGCCAGACGCAUCCGUGGGGAACGUGCUUGAAUCAUCUUGAUGAUUAUGUGAAUUGUAUUUUAAGUAUUUUAAGUGUUGUUUUCGUUUUGUUCUCUGUGGGGUGAGAUAGAAUCAUGUAUAUAGGUUUCUGAUUCGUACUCUGAUAAAACCCGUUGGUGUGUAUCUUUCUUUCUGGUUGAUUCAUUAGGAUCUUUCUUUGUGUCUU